AUGAGCUCUUCAAAAUGUGUAUCCACCAGAGUUGCAGCAUUCGUUCUGUACCUAAUCCCACUGAUAUAUUCCUUCUUGCUCGUCGUAUUUGGGUUCCUAGAGUAUGAGCAGAGAAGGACAUGCAAUUUAUUAGUGCUGUGUGUGCUUUACGGAGUUGUAAUCAUUUUAAUUUGUUCAGUUGGAUGCUAUGGAAUUGUAACUGAAAAUGUCACCUCCAUCAGAUCAACAAUUAUCUUGUUAAUAGUGAACAACAUUAUUAUGACCAUGUUAAUAACUUUCCUGCUGAUUGAUAUUUUAAAUUUCCCCCACGUGGUGACAGUUCACAGAGCUUCCAAAAUUUUGCAGUUUGUGGUGCAAGACAAGAAGGUAGGCUUAGCUUUCUGUUCGGUUGUCUACGGAUUGAUUUUUUUUUCCUUCUGUUUCAUGUGGACCAUUGGAGAUUACUUAGCUCAGCUCGAUGCAAAAUUAUGUUUGGAUGACUUGAGGCAUUCUCAUGACCGCAUGCAGCACAAGAAGAAGAAACAUACGACAAAGCUCCUCGGAGACGAAAGCGAGUUCUUGAUCAAGGUGUAA
This is a messenger RNA of Plasmodium inui San Antonio 1, 573 nucleotides long. RefSeq lists its product as hypothetical. The record is from RefSeq and is a predicted model, not a curated record. Bases 1 to 573 code for a protein of 190 amino acids. Lineage: Eukaryota; Apicomplexa; Aconoidasida; Haemosporida; Plasmodiidae. The transcript has a single exon.